Molecule: messenger RNA, 1806 nt
Organism: Vigna unguiculata (cowpea)
Lineage: Eukaryota; Viridiplantae; Streptophyta; Magnoliopsida; Fabales; Fabaceae
Product: AT-hook motif nuclear-localized protein 8-like
Molecular function (GO): minor groove of adenine-thymine-rich DNA binding
Source: RefSeq, a predicted model, not a curated record
ACCCCUCUUAUUCUCUUCCUUAUAUAUAUAUUCUUCUCCCCUUUCGUUUUCUUUCUUCGUCUUCUUCUCCUUCUUCUUCUCCUUCCUGCACUCCCACGCAUCUUCUUCGCCAAUCACCGUCUUCUUUUUCGAUCAAAUCAAAUCCCUGUUUCCCCCACGCAUUCGCUCCCACCACCGCUCUGCGAUCCGCAUUUUGCUUUUCUAUUCUCUUCUCCGUUCACCAGUCAUGGAUUCUCGGGAACCGCACCACCAACCACAAUUGCCAAACAUGAUGAUGGGACCCACCUCCUACCCUUCCAUGUUGGCCCCCGCCACCGCCCGAUUUCCUUUCAUCAGCAACAACCACAUCCCCCACCACAACCCUCCUCCCCCACCACCACCUCCUCCCGAGCCUCUCAACGACAACCACCACGAGGCUGCGCUGAAGCAGUGCGCGCUCGGAAUGGGUUCCUCGGAGUCCUCGAAGAAGAAAAGGGGCCGGCCCAGGAAAUAUUCCUCCGACGGGGGCAACAUUGCCCUGGGCCUGGUUCCUAAUCAUCCCGCCGCUUCCUCCGCCGAAUCUCCCGCCAAGAAACACCGCGGACGUCCCCCUGGUUCCGGCAAAAAACAAAUGGACGCACUUGGAAUCACUGGAACUGGCUUUACUCCGCAUGUAAUAUCAGCUGAAGCUGGCGAGGACAUUGCUGCAAAGAUUAUGGCUUUCUGUGAACAAGGGCCACGGACAGUUUGCAUCCUCUCCGCCGUCGGUCCUAUUCGGAAUGUAACCAUUCGACAACCGCCUUCCGCCUCUUCUCUGGCUUGUCCUGACGUAUCCUAUGAGGGUGAAUUUGAGAUCAUAUCCCUUUCCGGAUUUACUGAACAAUCUGAAAAUAACAAUGGUCAUAACGGAAUGCGUUCCUUAAAUGUGAGUUUAGCAGGUCCUGAUGGACGAGUAUUGGGUGGCGAAGUUUCUGGAGCUCUUACUGCAGCUUCGGCAGUGCAGGUCGUUGUGGGUAGCUUUAUUGCAGAUGGAAAAAAGUCUAGCUCAAAUAACGUAAAAUCUGGACGUUCUACGACGCCAUCAUCGCAAUUGUUAACUUUUGGUGCUCCUACGACUCCAACCACUCCUACUUCUCAGGGGCCUUCAACCGAGUCAUCUGAGGAUAAUGAAAAUAAUAAUUUUAUUAAGGGCCCGGGAGGCCUGGGAGGCCCGGGACUCUCUAACAAUGCUAGUCAGCCUAUUCAUCAUAAUCUGCAGAUGUACCAUCAUCUAUGGGCUGGCCAUACUCAGCAGUGAUGAUGCUUUUUAGUUUCAACACUGCAGAAGCAGGGCAUUGGCAUAAUGAUUCUUCCUGGUAGUGGCUAGAGGUCAAAUUCCAAAAUCUAACAUGCAUUAUUGGUUUUGGGACUGGUUUUAGGAGAGUCUAUCUUAAGGUCUAAAUCUAUUUAUCUUCAUUUUUAUGUUCACUAGGAAUUUUAUCAUAUUUGAAAAUGUUAGCAAUGAUAGCUUUUAAUUAUUUGAGCUUGUUACAGGGUUGGAUCUGUGCGUUCACUAGAUAUACUAUAUGCGGGCUGUUUUUCUUGCACCCCUAUAAUUUUAAAAAAGACCAGUGUCCUUCUCUUUUGCGUGUUAGUUUUUGAAUUAGACCUUUUUGGAAGGGUUAAAUCAACCUUUGGGAUGGGAUGGGAUGAUCUGGAGAGAAAAAUUGUGGUCUGUAUAAUACAAUUUAUAAUUGUAAGAUCGACAACUCUAUGUUAGACUUUUGGGAAAAAGUGCAUUUUUGUCGUAGAUUUUGGAUGGAGAUGAUCUGGAUUUUUUUUAUUUCG